AUCAAUCCCUUGUACUCCAGAGAGUGCAACGCUUGCAGAGGGGAAGGUAUACCUGCAGUGCUGUCAACACAGAGGGUGAGGGAGAAAGCAAUUCCGUUCACCUCAGAGUACAGUACGCGCCCGUCUGUAAGCAAGGCCAAAAGAUUCUGUACGGGGCGGCCAGACAUGAAUCCGUCAAAAUAUAUUGCGAGGUGGAGGCGGACCCGCCAGAUGUCAAUUUCAGGUGGGGUUUCAACUCGUCGGGCGAUCAAAUGGAAAUCAUGAACCACGUGACCGAGGGGUCGACGAGUGUGGCCACAUAUAUGCCUCGCACUGAGUUUGAUUACGGGGCCCUAUUUUGUUGGGCGCGCAACGCCGUGGGCACCCAACUAGAGCCGUGCACUUACACUAUAAUACCCGCGGGUCCGCCCGACUCCGUCAAGAACUGUACGGUACUUAAUGUGACCGAAGACUCAAUCAAAGUAGACUGCGUUGAGGGCUAUGACGGCGGACUUCUUCAGCACUUCAUAUUAGAGAUUCACGACACGGUUCAGCACAAACUCAGGGCAAACAUCACGAAUGCCUGGCCUUCGUUCACAGCCAAACGUCUUCCAGCGGGCAGUAGUUUCCUGAUUGUCAUAUACGCCGCCAACACCAAGGGUCGCUCCAAAGGGGUCGCCCUCACGGCCACCACAUUAUCUCUGCCCGAAUCCAUGAACAGAUUGGGUAGAGGCAAUGUCUGGCAGUUAAGCUUUAGUCCAGUGCUGGCCGUACUAAUAGCCAUAGUGUUGGCACUGGUGGUCAUUGCCUUUGUUAUCGUAAUCGUUAUGAAGUUUAAGUCCAGUUCUGCUCGACUUCGCAAUGAAAGAGCAAAAAAUCGUAAUAUGAAAGACAAGACAACUAUCGCUAUAAGAAAAAGCGUGGAUGAGAUAUGCGAUGUGUGCACUUGCGGGGGUGACCAGGAUGAUAAAUGCCCAGAUAUUAUUCCAGACAUUAGUUUAGCGUCGAGUGAAGCGAUCACAAGAAACAGCGAAAUCGACGACGACUUGAGUGAGAAGUGCAACAACUCUUUGACGACACCCCUGACCGCCGGUUACGGCAAUGGAGUCAAUGGAGGCGAUGGUAUUCACCACCAGAACCAACACACGACGACCCACUGGAGGGCAUCGCCGCCGCCCUCACCGCCCAACUGCCGAACGGUUCGUACCAUUAGUGCCCACAAAACCAUUCAAUGA
Oppiella nova is the source of this 1214-nucleotide messenger RNA. The record is from the annotation of a GenBank genome assembly. NCBI's taxonomy places the organism in Eukaryota, Metazoa, Arthropoda, Arachnida, Sarcoptiformes, Oppiidae.